UAAAAAUCUGUAACAAGCUGGACAAUAAAAGGUGACGAAAUGUUUUUGAAAACUCAAUAUGUCUAAGACUAGUCGAGCUGUAAUUAUAACUACCAUUUUGGCAGCAUCUUUCGGCGUAACUCAGUCAAAGCAGACAUAUGGUAACGUUCCUGAUGUAUUAAAAAAAGUACUUAUAAAAUACGAAGGUAUUCAUAAUAAUUCUAAUAAUUAUGAUAAAAUCAAAGACAUCCGAAGGUCUUCGUCUAAGGAUACAGACAUUGAAGAAUCAAUACGUAAGAAAAUAAACGAAUUGAAGCCUAUACUUGACGAUGAAAAAGUAUAUGACAGAAAAGGAAAAAUAGAAUUUCACGAAAAUGGAAAGAUGGAAAGCAAAACAGGACAGGUGGAUACCCCAAACCAGAAAUAUAAGAAACUGAGGAGCGAAAUAGAAAAGCAUUUAAAGGUUGAACCUAUAUCGGAAGAAACUAAACAUAUUGUUAUUGAAGCUUUAGAUCAGAUUGAAACUGAAUUGAACGUGAAUGAUUGCGAUUUGAAGAAGGCAGAAGGAAAUUACAUGAGAAGAGGGAAUUCACGCGAAAGACAACCUUCUAUAGUUAUUCCCAAUAACGCACGGACGGAUAAAAUAUUGAAACAUUUAAAAGAAAAAUGGGAUAAAGUAGUAAGUCAAUACUCGAUGCCCGCUGAUACUACAAAUCAUAAUGAUACAAUUCGAAAAGAAGCAUUUGUGUUCCUUACACAGUUAAGACAGUUCGUUUUUGAUGUUCAUGAAGAUUACACAAAACUGCAAAACACGUAUGAGAUUGAAUGUGAUUCGUCUGAUAAAGUAUUAAGAAUGAACUCUCCGACUUUUAAACAAGAAAAUGUACUUGAUAAAGAUGAUACGUGCAUUGGAGUUAAGCUUCUUAUAUGUUCGGCAGAACUAUUAGAUUUCUUAGCUGAUUUCUAUAACCAAUUAAACGAAACAUAUACUGAAGUGUUCAAGAACUAUAUUGAGAUGUAUGAAAGAGAAAUUGAAUAUAAGAAAGAAUCUUUUAAACAUGUCUUAGAACGUACUUUAGCUCACGCACGAGAAAAGAUAAAGGAAAUGUUUUCAAAAGAAUUAGAAAAACUAAACGAAAUUUUGGAUAACCGUUCUAAAAGAGCUGAUGGUCUUAAAACCAUCAUCGAUAGAACAGUAGAAAAUAGUAAAGAGUUAAUUUACGCUUCCCUAUCUAUGAAACUGAAGAAAUUGAAACCGAAACUUCGUUUAACUAUUAAAGAAGACAUAGACGUUGCAAUCGGUAUAGAAUUGGGAAAUCUACAAAAAGUAUAUAAGGAUAAAAUGUGUGAAAUAUUUCGAACUUGUAACGGUGACAUUGCGUUGCGGAAAAGUAUUAUUACAGUUACCACACGACAGGUAAAUCGUUUGAAUCCAAAUAGCAUAAAAAUAAGAUUAAGACUAGGACCUGUUGUACCAUACAAGAGAAUUAAGAAAAAGCAUAAUAUAAUUAAUCAUGAUCAUAUAAGAAAACAAUGGAAAGGACACACAAAAAACGCCCUGGAAUUUAAUGAAAAAGUAAGUGCAAGAAAAACUAACAUUUUAAGGCCUUUUAAUAUCAGUGAAUAUACGCAUACAGUAAAUGUGACAAGAACGACAUAUACAGAGUUUACUGAGAAACCUACAACAGUUAUAGUGGGAAAUUUAUCGCAAGUGGUAGAAAAUGUAACAGAGAGUGACUCCCCAGUGGUCUAUUAUUAGUACAAAAUAUAAUUGUGAUA
Cydia fagiglandana is the source of this 1758-nucleotide messenger RNA. RefSeq lists its product as uncharacterized. NCBI's taxonomy places the organism in Eukaryota, Metazoa, Arthropoda, Insecta, Lepidoptera, Tortricidae. The record is from RefSeq and is a predicted model, not a curated record. The transcript is spliced from 2 exons. Bases 59 to 1738 code for a protein of 559 amino acids.